Messenger RNA from Prunus avium (sweet cherry), 845 nucleotides. Lineage: Eukaryota; Viridiplantae; Streptophyta; Magnoliopsida; Rosales; Rosaceae. The record is from RefSeq and is a predicted model, not a curated record.
AAAAAUCCAGUGCAAAACGACACUCUUUUAGCUUCCAUUAUAAACAGUGACUGUGUUUAGUUUACUCAGCAAAACGCCGAGCUGGAAAGCGAGUCAGCCAUGGCGAUCGAGGCAUGGUUCAUGGACGAGAGCGAUGAAGACCCAAGGCUUCCUCACCAUCGCAACCCCAAAGAGCUUGUUCCCUUGGACCAUUUGGCAGAGCUUGGUGUGCUCUACUGGCGCUUGAACCCAAAGGACUAUGAGAAUGAUCAACAACUUCGCAACAUUAGAGAAACCAGGGGAUAUAAUUACAUGGAUUUGCUUAAUAUAUGCCCAGAGAAAUUGGAGAAUUAUGAGGAGAAGUUGAAGAACUUUUAUACAGAGCACAUACAUGCUGAUGAGGAGAUACGCUACUGUUUAGAAGGAAGUGGGUACUUUGAUGUUAGAGACAAGAAUGACCGUUGGAUUCGAAUCUGGAUUAAGGCUGGUGACCUUAUCAUUUUGCCUGCUGGGAUUUACCACAGGUUCACCCUUGAUACUAGCAACUAUGUUAAGUUGAUGAGGUUGUUUAUGGGAGAGCCUGUUUGGAUUUCGUACAACCGGCCGCAGGAAGAUCAUCCGGCUAGGAAGGAGUAUAUAGAGAGCUUCACUAAGAAAGUGGGAGUGGCAUUGGAAGCUCAUUGAAGGGUCAUGACUCUCCUGGAUUCUUGCAGAUGAACCAUCAUGGUAUUGUUGUAUUGAAUCUUCUUUGUAAUGAUAUUAUAAGGUGUAUGAUUAUAGUUCGAACCCUUUUAUUGUUCUAUAUAUGUGCUUGAGAAUUGAGGUUGUGAUAAUGAACUCUCUUUAUUGAGAAUCUUAUGUCCAAA